AUAAAUUAGACCAAUGACUAUAGAUGCAUUUUCCUUAUUAAAUUUUUGAAUUGUUCACUAUUAAAUUGCGGUAUUUUUCCAAUUGUUUUCUUUCAUAAUAUUUUCGUUUUUUGAAAAUUAUAUAACCUCAUUAUUUCAUCAAAAUGUAUACUACUAAUUAUUGUUUAUUUAUUCUAAUUUAAAUUUCAGUUUGAGUAAAAGAUUUCCACCAACGAAUUGUAAUUAUUUAAAAUGUCACAAAGGACAGCAAAAAGUAAAACCCGCAAAACACCAAAUCCGUUGUUUGAAAAAUGGAUUUCGGAAUGGUUAAAAGAAGCUACUGAAAAAGGUCUGGAAGUCCGUCAUGGUUAUCAACGUGCAUUAAGUUCAUUACGGAAAUGUCCAUUGCCAUUUAAGAGCGGAAAAGAAUGUUUAAUUCUAAAAUUUUUUGGUCCUAAAUUAUGUGCCAGAUUAGAUAAGCAGCUUGAACAACAUAAUAAAAUGUCUCCAGAUGAAGGUAUCACGGCUGACAUUUCUAAAAAUGCAAGACUUGUCAAUGUCAACCCUCAACAAGUAUUACAACCUUCAACUAGUAAUCAUUACCAGAAUUCAAUAAUUUCUCUGACUCAUGAUGAUUUGCCUAAAAACAAUCCUGCCAAUGUAGAAAAAGAAAAGAUUGUUUUGUGGCCAAAUGAAUUUACUGUCGUGUUGCUUAUUGAUACAGGUGAAUCAAGUAGUUUACGAAAAACCAACGUGGACAAAGUAAUUUCAGAAUUGUCAUCUUUAAAUGUGACAUUCGAAAUGAGAAGGUUGAGUGUCGGAGAUUUUGCUUGGAUUUGUCGUGACAGAAGUGGAAAAGAACUUAUGUUACCAUAUAUACUAGAAAGAAAACGAUUAGAUGAUCUAUCAGGUAGCAUUCAAGACGGCCGUUUUCACGAGCAGAAAUUUAGAUUAAAACAAUGUGGACUUGAAAACAAAAUCUAUCUAGUUGAGAAUGAAAAAAAAUAUCACGGAUUACCAAUAUCUCAUUUACAACAAGCAUUGGCAAACACGGAGGUCAUAGAUGGAUUUACAAUUGUGAGAACAGAAAAUCAUUUGGAAUCUAUGAAAUAUAUUGCCAACUUUUCUAAUAUACUUACAAAUAUGUUCAAGGACAAAACGCUUACUACUCAUAUUGAUGAAAUAGAUUCUGGCUAUAAAAACUCUUCAAAUAUAGUAAACCUUAUAUCUUUUAAAACAUUUUCAUCAGGUUCUGCAAAAAACAAAAAUAUGACUGUACGAGACAUGCUGAUUCGCCAAUUACUUCAGAUCCGAGGAUUGUCUGUUCAUAAAGCAUUUGCAAUUGUUGAGCAAUACCCUAGUCCAAAAUUGCUUAUAAAUGCAUUUAAAAGAUCAGGUAAUCCACUCUUAUUGGCUAAUAUAUCUUAUGGUAUACCAAUCAAAACUGUUGGGCCGGCCAUCAGCAAGACAUUGUUUCAAAUAUUCUCUGCGAAUGAUAACCGUGUAUAGAUUAUAAUAUAAAAUAUGUAAAGCUAAAUAGUAAAUAAUGGUGUUAUGAAUAUUUUUAGGUAAACGUUAUUGUGAAAAUGAAUUAAAGUA
This is a messenger RNA of Myzus persicae (green peach aphid), 1578 nucleotides long. It is a transcript of the gene mus81, whose product is annotated as crossover junction endonuclease MUS81. Gene Ontology annotation, molecular function: 3'-flap endonuclease activity; crossover junction DNA endonuclease activity; DNA binding. The record is from RefSeq and is a predicted model, not a curated record. The coding region runs from base 232 to 1488 and encodes 418 amino acids. Gene Ontology annotation, biological process: mitotic intra-S DNA damage checkpoint signaling; resolution of meiotic recombination intermediates; double-strand break repair via break-induced replication. The transcript has 8 exons. NCBI's taxonomy places the organism in Eukaryota, Metazoa, Arthropoda, Insecta, Hemiptera, Aphididae. Gene Ontology annotation, cellular component: Holliday junction resolvase complex; nucleus.